Molecule: messenger RNA, 873 nt
Organism: Enhydra lutris kenyoni (northern sea otter)
Lineage: Eukaryota; Metazoa; Chordata; Mammalia; Carnivora; Mustelidae
Product: zinc finger protein 548-like
Exons: 3
Coding region: 1-873 (290 amino acids)
Biological process (GO): regulation of immune system process; negative regulation of transcription by RNA polymerase II; regulation of cytokine production
Source: RefSeq, a predicted model, not a curated record
AUGGUGACGGCCGGGCUGGCGUACCCGGCUCAGGUUAAAUUCAAGGAGCAGCAGAGUGCUCACACUGGAGAAAGCCUUCACGAGUGUAGUCAGUGUGAAAAGUCCUUCAUCUCCAAGAAAAGACUUCUUGAGCACCAGAGAAUCCACACUGGAGAAAGACUUUAUAAGUACAGCGAGUGUGAGAAGUCCUUUGUCUACAAAAGCAGACUUCUUGAGCACCAGAGAGUCCACACUGGAGGAAAGCCUCACGAGUGUAGCAAAUGUGGGAAGUUCUUUAAGUACAAAUCUAGCCUUAAUCAACACUGGAAAGUUCACACUGGAGAAAGGCCUCAUCAGUGCAGUGAAUGCGGGAAGUCCUUCAUCUAUAAAAAGAGACUUCUUGAACACCAGAGAAUCCACACUAGAGAAGGGCUUUACAAGUGCAGUGAGUGUGGGAAGUCUUUCUUCUACAAAAGAAUACUUCUAAGGCACCAGAGAAUCCACACUGGUGGAAAGCCUCAUGAGUGUAACGAAUGUGGGAAGGUCUUUAGACACAGACCCAGUCUUCUUCAUCACUGGAAAAUUCAUACUAGAGAAAGGCCUUAUAAAUGCAGUGAAUGUGGGAAGUCCUUCAUCCAUAAAAUGAGACUUCUCGAGCACCAGAGAAUCCACACUGGAGAUAGGCCUUAUAAGUGCAGUGAGUGUGAGAAGUCCUUUGUCUACAAAAGCAGACUUUUUGAGCACCAGAGAGUCCACACUGGAGAAAAGCCUUUUGAAUGCAGCCAGUGUGGGAAGUUCUUCGGACACAGCUCCACCCUCCUUAAACACCAGAAGGUUCACUCUGGAGAAAAGCCAUAUGAAUGUAAUGAAUGUGGGAAGUUCUUUAGACACUGA